Molecule: messenger RNA, 1748 nt
Organism: Micropterus dolomieu (smallmouth bass)
Lineage: Eukaryota; Metazoa; Chordata; Actinopteri; Centrarchiformes; Centrarchidae
Gene: cabp2a
Product: calcium binding protein 2a
Exons: 7
Coding region: 1-720 (239 amino acids)
Molecular function (GO): calcium ion binding
Source: RefSeq, a predicted model, not a curated record
AUGGGAAACAUCAACAAGGCGUCUAAAAAGAACAGUAAAAGGAAGAAGGGUGAGUUGCCCCUAGAACGAAGUGGCACCCCAUUGGCUGCUGCCAUGCUGGGGGGCCUGGGUGGUGCAGGUGAGGUGGACACGGACGACGACGAGGAAGGAGCGAGCGAGCGGGAGUUUGAUGAUCCCCUGUGCACUCUGGUUAAGAACUGCAACAUGCUGCACAACUUAGUGGGGCCCGCUUGUAUCUUCCUCAGACAGGGCUUCGCACAGAGCCAGCUUGACAGAGAUCUACGACCAGAGGAAAUGGAAGAGCUGCGUGAGGCAUUCAGGGAGUUUGACAAAGACAAGGAUGGCUUCAUCAGCUGUAAGGACCUGGGCGAGUGCAUGAGGACUAUGGGAUACAUGCCAACAGAGAUGGAGCUGAUAGAACUCAGCCAGCAGAUCUGUGGCGGCCGAGUGGACUUUGAAGACUUUGUGGAGCUGAUGGGUCCCAAGAUGCUCGCUGAGACUGCCGACAUGAUAGGAGUCAAGGAGCUGAGGGAUGCCUUCAAAGAGUUUGACUCUGAUGGCGAUGGUCAAAUCAGCCUCGGGGAACUGAGGGAAGCCAUGAAGAAGCUAAUGGGGGAGCAGCUCAACCACCGCGAGAUCGACGAGAUCCUGCGAGACGUAGACCUCAAUGGGGACGGAGAGGUGGACUUUGAAGAGUUUGUGCGAAUGAUGUCUCGCUGACUCUUCGCCAAACCUCACUCUACUGCACCAAACACAUGAUGGACCAGACAGCACACUGUUAAUGUUCUUGUAAGUCUUCCUGAUGUACAGAAGAUUCUUGGUGUCUGUAUUUUUUUCAGUAACUUCCAUCAUCUCUCAAGUAUAAGAGAAUCCCUUCAAUGUGUCACUGUUGUUUGAAUGUAACAUAUAAUGACAUUUUAUAUAGUGAUGACUGAGAUGGUUUAACCAAAGCUGUGGUCUCUUAAGUGAAUGUGAAUAUAUUUCAACUGAGAAUCACAUACCAGCAACACUAAACACACAUGCACACACUCUCUCUCUCACUCUCACUCAUAGUUUACAGUACAUUACAUAGGUAACUUAUGUGGUCAGUUCACGCAAAUUAGAAAAAUACGUUUUCUCACAUACCCCAAGUAGUAUCUUGUCAACCAGGGGAGUUGGGUUCGGAUUACGAUUGACACUAACACUAAUGAAGGUUCAUAUUUCUCAUUUUUAUUUUUUUUACAUAAUUUGGGUGAGCUGAUGCUUUAAAAUCACAGUUUACUAUGUUAACUGACUUGAAUCUGAAGUUAUUAUAACAGUUUGAAUAAUGCCACAUCUAAAAUCUUCAAUUCAAACUUGAAUUUAACUGUUCAGACUGUGACUGUGACUGAUAUUUUUUGUAGUGUAGAUAGCCAAAGUGAAUACUUUGUUAAUAAUAGAACAAGUAAAUUAAAUUAUAUAUACAUCUUUAUUGUACAAACUACCACAUAAAUUCAUUACAUAUCAAUUACUUUUAGUAUUAUCUUCAGAUGUGCACUUUUGAUAUUAUUCAACCAAUAGAGGCAAAUAAAAUUUCAAGUAUAUUUUUGAUAAAGAUUUGGUGUCUGCUACACAUCUGUGCAUGUUUAUGUGUAUACCUCUGUUUCCCUGUUCAGGUGGAAAAUUAACUGACAAACCAUCUCAUUACAUGUGUAUUUUAUGCAAUCGUAUAUAUACAUGCUUUAUACAAUGUUCAAAAAAAUGCAUUGUAAAUAAAAAAGUGAAUUGGA